AUUGAGGUCAAAAGGAUUGCUACAUUGAAGACGAGUUUACGUACAUCGGUGUUUGGAUUUUUUUUAUAGAUAAUACCUAUUCCUUUAUUUGGAACAAUGAAGCUGAGAUUAAAAUUGAUAUUGCUUGUAUGGUGUAUGUGGUUAAAUGUUAGCAACAACCUGGUAGAAGGAGAGAUUGAUGAACAAUGUAGAGUAGAUUGUGCAUGCUGCAUAGAUCGAAAUUGUAGACGAGGGCAAUGGUUUAAUGACGAAUGUUUUCUAGGCUGUAUUGAUGGUCAUAGAGGUGCUCGCUGUUAUGCACUAUGUACACACAAUUGUACAAAAUGCCCAAAUCAUGCAGCUGAGUGUACUGCGUGCUAUGAUGGCUAUUACCCCGGCCCUGCUAGAAACUGCACACCACGGUGUUUACCCGGAUGUAAAACAUGCACGUCGGGAACCACGUGUACAUCAUGCAAGGAUGAAUAUAAUAACGACAAUGGUUACAAUAAUUGUAGUAAUCGUAAGUGUCCUAAAAAUUGUAAUUGCGAAAAUGGUCAGUGUGCAUCAUGUAAGGACGGAUAUUACGAUAUCAGUAACAUAUGUUAUAGUUUGUGUCCAGGUAACUGUGCCACGUGUUCAUCAAAUACAUAUUGUGGAUCGUGUAAGGAGGGUUAUUAUAAAGGUUACAAGAACGACAACGUUAACCUCCCUUUGUUGAACGACUGUACAUACAAAUGUCGAGAUAACUGUAUACAAUGUUCGUCCUAUAACAGUUGCUUGCUUUGUAAAAGGGGUCUUUAUGGAUCGACGUGCGACAAAAGUUGUUCAGUUGGUUGUAUGUCAAACACUUGCGAUAUUCUGACUGGAAACUGUGCAUGUUCCUCUAAUUUUGCUUGGGAAAGUUGUGACAAAUGCAAAACAGGGAAAUAUGGAAAUAUGUGCGAUCAACAAUGUUCUGCAGGUUGUAAAGGUAACAAAUGUUAACACGAUUACGGAGAUUGUACAGACGGAAGUGCUAUAGACAUAAUCGUAAGGGGCAAAUGCAUUUUUUUCCGUUUUAAAUGUUUCCGUUAUCAUAUGCUAACAACAUGCAAAGUUUAAAGAAAUUACAUUGAACAGCUUUAGUUUUGCCUAUAUGUCUAUAUGAAAACUCCAAAAAACAUCCUUAAGUAAAUAAUUAAAAGUAAAAGGGGCCAAUACUGGAAAUAAAAGGACAAUGGAUGUAAAAAUAAAAAUGAGGGGGAGUGGUAGGGUUAAGAGGGGUAAUUGGUAAUAAUACCGUUAAUGUCAAAUUAACAAGAUGAGAUAUCACAAAACAUGCAAACAUUCAAAACAUCUAACAGUACAGAAAACACACACGUGAAAGAACAUAGAGGGUACCGCCUUAAAACGAUCAGUAGUAAUAACACCACUGGGGCGUUUUAACGUUUAAACAGGUUUUAGGCUCGACAAACCUCACACUUAGCCCCAAUAUGUUCCUAUAUAACGAGAAGGUGUAAAUAAAAUGAAUCCCCGCAAAAGUUAUUUUAUGUCUCUGUAAAUGUAUAAUGAUGAUGAUGAUGGUGAUUAUGCGGUUGCUGUUGCCGCUGCUAAUGAUGAUCAAAAUAAUGUUGAUGAUGAUGAUUUUAAUAAUAAGAAUAAUUAAAUGUACUGCAAAACAAUUAUAUUUGUUUAUGUACAGAAUGAAAGUACGAAUAUGAGAACUAGAGAGAAAUGAUUAAUUCCUAAAAACGCACAAAACGACAAAAUUGAAAUUGUUGCAGACUGGGUUUGAUUGAGCCUGUUCAUGGACGGUAAUGGAAAGUGCAAGUUACCGUCCACGCCCCAUAAGACUGGCUUAAGCAGUAUUCAGCGUUUAACUUGAAAUGGUAAAAAUCAGAAUUUUGAAACAUCCGCAGAUGCGUUCAUAUGGCGCUUCAAUGUGGCACGUAAAUGCCAUUCCAUGAAAAGCGAACACUUUUAUUUCUACGCCGCUCAGAUAAUUGUGUCGUUUAUCGAUGAUAUCUUAGACUCAAGUUCCUCAUUGCAGUCAGUAAAUAUAGCUGCUAUGUCCCUUGGAACUUUUCUUGCUGUGCCAGUAGUGGUAAACAUCAUAUUUGUGGUUACGUUGAUUCUCCGGAAAUAUCGGAAAUGGUAAGGAUUGUAAAUAUAUUCAACUGAGUUAAAGGCAAGUUCAUGAUCACAGAACUUAAAUAUUAAUAUGAAAGUUGAAAAAGCUGUACAAUAUGAAGUGUGUCAGAAACUACAAAAAUGUCACUUCAAACUUGGUAUUAUACAUGUUUAGUGUUUAAAGGACGAUAUUCAAAACACUUUCGCAAAGUUAUACCCCUUUUUCAGCUUAGAUUUUUAGACUUGAUUUAUCAUUUAGCGAAGGUCUUUUUUCUCCGAAAAUGUUAAAACGUUUCACUUCAGACUUGCUAAGUGACAACAAUUCAAAAUGUAGAUAAUUAUAGAAUCGAUUUUUUUCAAAGUUAUGCCCUUUUUUACUUUUUUUCUAAGUUGGCUUUCUGAAAAAAAUGUCAGAAGUUGUCGCUUCAAACUUAUAAAAGGAAACUCUGGUUUUUUCCUUGUUAUGCCCCUUCCCCCUUUUUAAUCAAAAUAUAUAAAAGAUGUCAACAAGAGCAACACAUCAUAAAAGUACUAAUUUGAUUUUUAUUUUUAAUGAAAAUUACUUUUAUCCUAUAUAUUGUCUCGGCAACAUGUAUUUAUUACCACAGUUUUUGUGUACUGUAUAUUUAUCUUUUACAACUCAAAUGACCUAAAUAAAAUAAGUUCAUUUACAUUACAGGGUCAAUG
Ruditapes philippinarum (Manila clam) is the source of this 2775-nucleotide messenger RNA. Its product is annotated as cell death abnormality protein 1-like. The record is from RefSeq and is a predicted model, not a curated record. Lineage: Eukaryota; Metazoa; Mollusca; Bivalvia; Venerida; Veneridae. The coding region runs from base 97 to 963 and encodes 288 amino acids. The transcript is spliced from 3 exons.